Messenger RNA from Arctia plantaginis, 1560 nucleotides. NCBI's taxonomy places the organism in Eukaryota, Metazoa, Arthropoda, Insecta, Lepidoptera, Erebidae. The record is from the annotation of a GenBank genome assembly.
AUGCUGCUCAAAUGUGCAUUGUCGUUAUGCUUUAUUAGGACAAUAUUGUCUUUACAAGCUGAUUCCCCUGGCAUACCCAGAAUCUACAAUGAAGUAGGUGACGAGAUCACCAAGGGGCAUGUGGGACCUCUUAGUCUUGGAUCAGAUCUCACUUUGAUAUGUGAGGUUGAUGACAAUCAGCCUGACACAUUAGUUUAUUGGCGUCGUAACGGCGUCGUGAUAGAGCGUGCUCACGUCGUGCGUCCGGGCGUGCUGCGUGCUGAGGUGCACGUGCGAAACGUGACACGUGCUGAAUUAGACGCGCACUACGAGUGUUUGGCGCAGAAUGCUGACGUCACAGAGCCUUUGACCGCCAGCGUGGUUGUUAAGAUGUAUUUGGCUCCACUCAGCGUCGAGAUACGCCUGAACAACAAUUUUGACUUCGAAGCUGGGCAGCCUCGCGUGGUUGACUGCGUGGUUGUGGGGUGUAUGCCACCGCCGUCGGUGACCUGGCACCUUGGGGACACUAUGUUGAGGCCCAAUGUGCACAAGGAACUUCAUGAUGGAAACUACACAGUAUCGUCGCUGACACUAGCGCCAUCUCUACGUGACAGCAAGCACGAGCUCGUCUAUCGUCCAACGUGUCUCACGACUCGAGAGGAGACUAUCGGAGCUGUGCGCCGAGAAGCUGAGACAGUGACGUGCAUGGUGGAUGCGUCUCCAGAACCGCUGCAGUUCAGCUGGACUUUUGCUGACUCUAAAACUUUAUACACAAGCGUUACAAAAGUUGCCGGCCACCGUCAUCGUUACUCUUCAACCUUGACCUGGCUAUCCCGCGAUGGAGAUAUUGGACUCCUCCUCUGCAGAGCCACUAAUGCCUUCGGAGAACAGAAACGACCCUGCAGCUACACCAUCUCACCUGGAGGCCCUCCGAUAACUCCUGACUGUGUGGUGCUCAGAUCUUACCCAAGUGCUUUGAGAGUGCAAUGUAAAAAAGCUUGGGAUGGCGGCCGACCACAAAUAGUUCACCUAGAAAUACUUGACGAGGAAGGCACUGUUCUCCACAAUGUCUCCGAUACUGCUGGCCACUUCCAUCUACCUGAUGUUGAAGAAGAGAGAAAUUUAACUGCAGUGGUGUACGCGAGUAGUUCCAGGGGCAGAAGUGAGGCGAAGAUUAUUCAUUUACAGACUAUGAAGCCGUUAACAGCGUCAGCAGUAACAGAGAAUGCUCCAACUCGUUCUUGGAUGCGGUGGCUAGAGGCAGCUGCGGGGGUGGUAGCAGUAGCAGUGGCAAUUGCAGCCACUGCAAUAUGCAUUAAAGCACUGAAGUCCAGGCGAGAUAACGCCGAGCUGAACCCUGAUCUCGUCCCCAGAUCCGAUGGAUCUUUUCAUCGUGAACCAGAUUUCGCUCGUGAGGAGCGAGUCCUUGGCACUACAAAUAUCACUGUCAAUCAAUUAGCGUCUUGCCAAAAUCAAUAUUCCUCGUCACCGGUGCCGUCAUGUCGUGUGUUAGUCGGCUGCGGAGCGCACUCACCUCCGCUGGACUCUUGUCCCACAAGCCAGCACUCCUACUAUGUUUAG